GCGGCCGUCGUCUUGCCGGUCCGCUAUUUCUACCUGCAGGCGGUCAACGCGGAGGGCCAGAAUUUCACUCGCUCGCCCCCAGGUCAAACACUAUUCAAAGUACUAGUCAAAUCUCUUUCACCCAAAGAAUUAGUCCGGAUUCAUGUCCCUAAACCUUUGGACAGAAAUGAUGGUACAUUUUUGAUGAGAUACCGAAUGUAUGAGAGUGUCAAUGAAGGGCUGAAGAUAGAGGUGCUUUAUGGGGACAAACAUGUGGCUCAGUCACCUUAUAUUUUGAAAGGUCCAGUAUACCACGAAUACUGUGACUGUCCAGAAGAGGAUCCUCAGGCCUGGCAGAAAACUCUUUCUUGUCCAAUCAAGGAACCACAGAUUGCUAAGGAUUUUGCUUCCUUCCCCAGCAUCAAUCUCCAGCAAAUGCUAAAUGAAGUCCCUGAAAGGUUUGGGGAUGAAAGGGGUGCUAUUGUUCACUACACAGUUCUCAAUAACCACAUUUACCGAAGAUCUUUAGGGAAAUACACAGACUUCAAAAUGUUCUCUGAUGAGAUUUUGCUGUCACUGGCAAGAAAGGUUCUUCUCCCAGAUUUAGAAUUUUAUAUUAAUCUUGGAGACUGGCCCUUGGAGCAUCGAAAAGUCAAUGAAACCCCUGGCCCUAUACCUAUCAUUUCAUGGUGUGGCUCUCUGGAUUCAAGAGAUAUUAUCCUUCCAACAUAUGACAUCACUCACUCCACACUUGAAGCAAUGAGGGGUGUUACAAAUGAUCUCCUCUCUAUUCAGGGAAAUACAGGGCCUUCCUGGAUCAAUAAAACAGAGAAAGCUUUCUUUAGAGGAAGAGAUAGCCGAGAGGAGAGGCUCCAGUUGGUGCAGCUGUCCAAAGAAAAUCCAGAGCUACUAGAUGCGGGGAUUACAGGGUACUUCUUUUUCCAAGAGAAAGAAAAGGAGCUUGGAAAAGCCAAAUUAAUAGGGUUCUUUGAUUUCUUUAAGUACAAGUAUCAAGUCAAUAUGGAUGGAACCGUGGCUGCUUACAGAUAUCCAUAUCUCAUGCUGGGAGACAGUCUAGUUCUGAAACAGGACUCACCAUAUUAUGAACAUUUCUACAUGGGACUAGAACCUUGGAAACACUAUGUCCCAAUUAAAAGAAAUUUGAGUGAUUUGCUGGAGAAAAUUAAAUGGGCUAAGGAAAAUGAUGAAGAAGCCAAGAAGAUUGCCAAAGAUGGGCAGUUGACCGCUAGGGACCUGCUACAACCACAUAGGCUUUACUGCUACUACUACAGAGUAUUACAGAAAUAUGCCCAGCGCCAGUCCAGCAAACCAGAAAUACGUGAUGGAAUGGAACUUGUUCCUCAGCCAAAUGAUGACACAUCCAUUUGCCAGUGCUCCAGGAAGAAGUCAUCAAGAGAAGAACUCUAAGUCAGGCCAGACUCAUACUCUGGUGUAUGCUGGCUGCAUCUUUAAGGGAGCCCUUCAGAUUGAACCUAAGCUGUGAAAAACGGUGCAAAGACUUUACCCAGUGUGCUGGUUCUCUUGGUGGUUUAUAUAUUAAUGGAUUCACCAGUAUUCCUGCAAGUAUUACCAAAUAUCUGUGGAUAGUAAUUUCUUUUGAGUAAAAACUGCUACUAUCAGCAUCAUAAUUUCUCUAAGAAGAUUACUGGGGAAUCAUAGCAGGCUUACCAAAAUAUACAUCACCCUCUAUGAAUCAGUUUACAUCAUAUUUAUUAGUUUAUUUCUAUCCCUUUUCACUUUCUUUCUUCCACUUUCAGUUACAAAAAAAAAAAUUGUGUACAGGGAGUUUUUUGUCUUUUUUUUACCUCCCACAUGGCAUUAUCUUUCUUUUUAUAAGCUGCUUUUGGCAUUUAGUCCUAGCAGCCCACUUUUGGAAGUUCUGAUAAGAAUUAAAGAAAAACAGAUGACCCUUAUUAUAAAAGGUAGCAUGGAGACUUGGAGAAAAAAUUUUUAAAAUACUACUUGUAUCUCUUUAACUAAAUUUUGCCAAGACCUAAAAUAAAGUUAAGAAGAAAUUAAGCCAGUAAUUUUCUAUCUAUCCAGGUUGUGUAUACAUCAAGGACAACACAGUUAUUAAUACAGAUGAGGGCAACCUAGGAGUAUCAUUUAUUAUCUAUAUUUGAAUAGAUAAAAGAUAGCUGUAGUGGGGGGGAUUCUUAAUCUUUUUAAAAGGAUCCUUGAAAACCCCUACAACAAGCUACAGGAAACGUGUUGUCUUGGGAUUCUUUAAUAAACUAACAAACACCCA
Messenger RNA from Tupaia belangeri chinensis (Chinese tree shrew), 2248 nucleotides. RefSeq names its product protein O-glucosyltransferase 3 (gene POGLUT3). Gene Ontology annotation, cellular component: endomembrane system. The record is from RefSeq and is a predicted model, not a curated record. NCBI's taxonomy places the organism in Eukaryota, Metazoa, Chordata, Mammalia, Scandentia, Tupaiidae. Gene Ontology annotation, molecular function: protein binding; glucosyltransferase activity.